This is a messenger RNA of Rhagoletis pomonella (apple maggot), 4792 nucleotides long. RefSeq lists its product as uncharacterized. Bases 1602 to 4766 code for a protein of 1054 amino acids. The record is from RefSeq and is a predicted model, not a curated record. The transcript is spliced from 3 exons. Lineage: Eukaryota; Metazoa; Arthropoda; Insecta; Diptera; Tephritidae. Gene Ontology annotation, molecular function: protein binding.
GUAAAUGACACUACGCUGUCGCGUUGUCGUUCGCCGUUCGCUAAAGCAGCUGAGUGCUGGUGAAAGGAAUUUUUGUGUUCAAAGUAAACUAAAAGCAAACCUUCACAGUUGGCUUAUGACAACCCAUUUCUUCGCAGCAUUUAGGCGCUAAUCUAUGUGACUAAGUGAAAAAAGGUAUCAACAUAUGCAAAUCCCCAGGGGGCAACUAAUGCAUUUCUCUGCUGAAAGCUGCCGAUUUUGAACACUCACUGCAAUCGCUGAAGUGAUAACAAAAAAAAAGUGAAUUAAGCGCCGCACUCAAAGAGAACUUCAGAAAAUAUUGUGGAAAUGCAUGUAGUGGAAGGCAAAGCAUAUUAAUAGUAGACAGACAAGGCAUUAAACCAAGUGAAGCUGUCGAGUCUGCAAGCUUAUACAGCCACAAAGCCAACGGACGCCAUUGGCGAGCAACGCUGAUUGUAAAGCAAAAAAAGUUAUGAUGCCGCUGGAUAGAAGCUUAACAUAGACAUUAAAAAUACAAAGGCACAAAGCAAUAAAGUAACAACUUUGUGUUUGUGUGUGUGUGUGUGCGAAAAUAGCCGGAAGCAGAGUACUUGAAAGCAAGCUAGUAAAAUAAAACACGUAAAUCAGUAGCCAUAUCGGCAACAGUAACAACAGCAACAGCAAACAGUAAUGUUUAAAAGCAAGUGCUAAAUUAAAGUGAAUGCACAAACAACAAAACAGUAACGCAAGCAGCCGCACUCCAUUUGUUGAACCGGAGUGCCAAUGUUGCUGUGAUACUGACAAUGACAGUGAAUGAGAAAGGCGCUAGAAAUAAAGUGGCAUAAAUAAAGUAGAGUGCUCAAGAGAAUAAAGUUAAAAAAUCUAACAACUACAACCAGUGGAAGAUUUUGUACAAAAACAAAAAAAAAAAUAUUAAAAUGUGUCGAGCGUUGGUUUUCUGCUGACAGCAGAAGAAAUUAACGCAAGAGCCAUGGCAAGUCAAGGGAGUGGGAAGAAGGGCAGUAACUAGCAACACCACUGACGUCGCGAGAUUCUCAAAUGAAUCAAUUUAAAUGCUGAAAGUGUCGCUAGACAAAGUGAAAUGCAGAAGAUAUAGAGUCCGGCUGAAAGCAUAGUGGGUUACGGAAUGUCAGAUGUUUGCAAUCAACUUAAUUUGUAUAGCAAGAUAGAUUGCGCAGGCAAAGCAAAGCGUAAAUGACGCUAAUCAUAUUACAUUUGAAGGCCUAUGAAGAGUACGAGAUAUAGGGGGAGAAAGGGGAAGAGAGCGAGUAACAAAAAUUGUCGACGACAAUAGGCAAAAGGAAAAAGAAGUAGCUUAUCUCGGAGCAAAGCGGAAGCAAAUGAAUGACACUAUUACAAGCUGAUUAUAGCUAAGGCGAAGCAGAACUUUAGCCGGCAAGCAAAUACACAAGACACAAGAAGAAAAUACAAUCGCUUUGUUGAAUUUAAGAAAAUAUUGAAAUAUAGCAUACUUUCUGGCUGAAAGGAGAUUAAAAAAAGCUUCCUUUUGGCACAAAGUAAGAAAUUAUCGCACUUUCAGGGCACAUUUCAUACCAGCAGGCGCAAAAAAAUUUUACCAGCAUGUUUCGUCACCCAUUCAAAUGCUGACAUCGCCUAUUGCAUACUUUAGGGCGCAUGCUGCUAAACAAAUGCGACACACAACACAUCGUGUACCGUAUCACAGUAGCACGCGCGCCAUGUACCAUACAGUCGCUAGCCCCAUAUUACGACCAGCAGCCAUCCUCAUCCUCUUGGCCAUCUGUCGGCUAACGCUCACCUGCCCAGCUGAGGUUUGCAUGUGCAAGUGGAAGGGUGGCAAGCAAACGGUGGAGUGCGGCAGUCAGCAGCUGCCCAAUAUACCCGAAGGUAUGGAUCCCGGCACGCAGGUACUGAACUUUUCCGGCAAUAGCUUGCAAGUGUUGCAGAGUGAACGCUUUCUGCGCAUGGAUUUGCUUAAUCUGCAGAAGAUCUACUUGUCACGCAAUCAGCUGAUACGCAUACACGAAAAGGCCUUUCGUGGCCUAACAAAUCUGGUCGAGUUAGAUCUCUCGGAUAAUAUGCUACAAAAUGUACCCACCGAGACAUUUCAGGACUACAGCUCGCUCAUGCGUCUCUCGCUAAGCGGUAAUCCGAUACGCGAAUUAAAGACGUCAGCCUUUCGUCAUCUCUCGUUUUUGACAACGCUUGAGCUGAGCAAUUGCCAAAUCGAACGAAUCGAGAAUGAAGCCUUCAUUGGCAUGGACAAUCUGGAGUGGUUGCGCCUGGAUGGCAAUCGCAUCGGUUUCAUACAGGGUCCGCAUAUACUGCCCAAAUCGCUACAUGGCAUUAGCUUGCAGAGCAAUCGUUGGAUGUGCGAUUGUCGGUUGCUGGAUGUGUAUGCGUGGCUUAAGAAUUACGUGACGCCGCAGGUGGAGGAGCCCAAAUGCAUAGAGCCACCAAGACUGAAGGGUCAUACGAUCAAGUCGCUAAAUAAGGACGACCUCGCUUGCCUGCCUGAGGUGACGCCAACAUCCACGUACACAGAAAUCUCAGAGGGACGCAAUAUGUCGAUUAUGUGCGUGGUGCGCGCCAUACCCGAGCCGCAGGUGCUGUGGCUCUUCAACGGUCAAGUGAUGACCAACGAGAGUCUGAUCGAUAAUCUGCAUAUGUACUUUUAUAUUGAUGAGGGUGGUAGCGCGGAGGAGAAGCGUAGCGAGAUUUUCAUUUACAAUGUAGGUCCCGAAGAGAAUGGUACCUUCUCGUGCGUGGGAAAGAACAUUGCAGGCAUCACAUUCAGCAACUACACGCUGCGCGUCAUAACCAAGGAGCCGCCUGUGGUGAACGAGGUAUCCUUUCCGCGCGACUACAUGAACUACAUUAUGGCCAGCAGCACCGGCGCCGGAGUCAUCUUCGUUGUGUUGCUCUGCACGAUCGUGAUUAAGUGCAAGCAACGACAGCCGAACAAACGCCAAAAAUUUGCAGGUGGUGGCUCCGUUACGAAUGUGGUAGGCGGCGGCAGCGCGCAUUCAACCAACACAAAUGGCAACGAGACGGCGUUGAUGAAGUGCUCCUCGAUACUCAACGAUGGCGAGUCUAUGAAUGGCGGCGCCGGUCUACUGAUGGCUGACGCAAUGACGCCAACGAAAAUGUGCAAAGAAAAUGGCGGCGUCAUUAUUGGUGGUCAGAUGAAGCAAAAUCUGCUGUUAUAUGCGCCCGCUCACUACCAACAACAAACGCCAACAGCUGCGACGUUAGCCGGCGACAACACUGGCAAAGCGCUACAGCUGAGCGUGAGCAUGGCUGGCGCUAGCGGCACGCCGCCACCUAUUUUGGUAGGCAAUGCCAUGAGCUACUGUUCGCCACCCUCGUCAGUGCGCAACUACCAAGAAAAGAACCCCGAUUUAGUAAACGACGCAGAGAGCGGGAAUCACAAUAAAUUGAAAACAGCGUCCUCACUGGACGGGGACUAUGACGCCGCUAGCGACUGUUCGGGUCCAUGUAGCAUACAGGGCAUGUCAACGACACCAGUUCCCUUCGAUAGCUGCUACCAGCUGGCGCCGCAUUAUGGCUCACAAAUCAUACGGCCAGCGAAUAUGCAGCUGAAUUCUGCGGCCGCCUCACGCUUUGCCGCCAUGACAACAUUGCCGCGUGUCAUGCAACUGAAAACUGUAAUGAAUAGCUUAAGCGCAGCACCCGCGCCGCAGCAUCAGGUGGACGUGCACUUGAAUCCCGUUUGUUUCUUGGGACAGGACGGCUUUGCGUAUGACUACAGCAACGCGCAUAUGCAACAAGCCGCGCCACCACCGCCUUCGCAUCAUCACCUCCAACUGCAGCCACAACAUUCGCUAGGCGCCGAACCUUCACAGUCGCAGCACAUACAACAACAGAACUAUUAUCGCACCCUGCCACACAAUCGCGCGCACAAACAGCAACAAUUUGCCGCCUCGGCCGCAAAUCCUGGCAUGCGCUACAGCCUGGAGGCUGAGUUUCUGCAGCGCUCCGGCACACCAACGUACGACAAGUAUAUGCCCAAUGUGCGCUUCACAGCCGAGGGCUAUCCGCUGGCACAACAACAACAACAGCAACACUUGAUGCAGUAUCCUUCACCGCCAGAUGGCUAUAAGAGCAGUCAAAGUCCAGCGCCAAGCAUGCAUGACGGCAGCGCGGGCGGCUGCGGCGCAAGUAAUGGUGCUUCAACAAUCUCAACCGCUACAUUUCAACAGUGGCCACCUUGUUUGCCCGGCUAUCACGUGCAGGCCAUACGCUACUCGCCAACUUUUGUUGGCGUGCUAAGCCCGCAGGCACACACACAGCAGCCGCACAUAGUGCAACAGCAGCACAAAUCCACAUCAACGGUUGCUCUAACGCCCAACGGUCAAACGAAUCAAACGCAAGUGCCCAUAACAACAACAUGCGCGACGUUUACCACAACGAGCACUAACACUGGCCCCACCAUGUCCACAUCAUCAUCAUCAGCUGCUGUUAAACGUUGUGUAGCCGCACAAGCUGACGCCUCUACCAUACCCGAAUGCGAUGAGAAUGACGUUUCGCCCACCACAUCGACGGCUGCCAGUAGCAGUAAUGAUGGCAACAGCAGCAGCAACAGUAGUAGCAGUAGCAGCAGCGCAACCACAGUGACUAUGUCGGCAAGCAAUACAACAGCAACAACGACAGCCACUGCAACGGCAACCGAAGAAUCCUCAAAGCUGCGUCAUUUAAAUGGACCGCUAGCUGAUAGUCCAGACGAAGGUUACGUUGGCGAUUCGCAUGAAGGUUCAGAUAUAUGACGACGCGGCGCCAAUGGCAGUUGUAA